This is a messenger RNA of Oncorhynchus mykiss (rainbow trout), 1835 nucleotides long. RefSeq names its product calponin-3. The record is from RefSeq and is a predicted model, not a curated record. Gene Ontology annotation, cellular component: focal adhesion; actin cytoskeleton. Gene Ontology annotation, biological process: actin filament organization; actomyosin structure organization. Gene Ontology annotation, molecular function: actin filament binding. Lineage: Eukaryota; Metazoa; Chordata; Actinopteri; Salmoniformes; Salmonidae.
UUUACCGCAGGUAUCUCUCGCGCUGCACACUUUUUUUUUGGUCUAGAGGAGCUACUGCAACUCAAACUUUCUGUACGAACGCAGAUCCUUUCUCUCUCUCCAUCUGCUCGCUGAAGAAGCAAAUUAUCUCGGUUUAGAAGAUUGACGGUUUCACACUGUUGUACGGAACUUGUUACUUUGUAACACAGGAACCUUGGAAGAAGCAGCAACUUUUGUUGCAAAUUAUUGACACAGUUUUACAUUUGCAAAACAAAGGACCAUGACUCAAUUCAACAAGGGACCAGUGUACGGGUUGACUGCAGAAUUGAGAAGCAAGAUCGCAGGGAAGUAUGACCUGCAGAAGGAGGAGGAGCUCCGGUUUUGGAUUGAGGAAGUGACGGGCAUGCCCAUUGGAGAGAACUUCCAGAAGGGUCUUAAGGACGGAGUCAUCCUCUGCGAGCUGAUAAACAAACUGCAGCCUGGUUCCAUCAAGAAAAUCAACCACUCCAAACUCAACUGGCAUAAGCUGGAAAAUCUGGGGAAUUUCAUCCGAGCCAUUCUGAAGUUUGGCCUUUGUCCCAACGACAUCUUUGAGGCCAAUGACCUGUUUGAGAAUGGGAACAUGACCCAGGUCCAGAGCACACUGCUGUCCCUGGCUGGUGUGGCGAAAACCAAAGGUUCAAACUCCAACUGUGACCUCGGUGUGAAGUAUGCGGACAAGAGGACGCGCCAUUUCGACGAGGAGAAAAUGAAGGCUGGACAAUGUGUCAUUGGACUGCAGAUGGGGACAAAUAAAUGUGCCAGCCAGUCUGGUAUGACAGCAUACGGGACCAGGAGACACUUAUACGACCCAAAGUCACAGACGGACAAGCCCUAUGACCAGACUACCAUCAGUCUGCAGAUGGGAACCAACAAAGGAGCCAGCCAGGCUGGCAUGUCGGCGCCGGGUACCCGCCGUGACAUCUACGACCAGAAGUCGGCAGGACAGACAGCAGACAGCUCCACCAUCUCCCUGCAGAUGGGCACCAACAAGGUGGCUUCCCAGAAGGGAAUGAGCAGCUACGGCCUGGGCAGGCAGAUCUACGACCCCAAGUACUGCACCUCCUCCACGGAGCCCACCUCUCCCGUUACCCUCGGCAACAAUGCCGGUAGCCAUGGCAAUGGGAGCCUAGGAACGGGAACCAAUGGAUCGGAGAUUAGUGACAGCGACUACCAGGCGGAGUACCAGUAUCACCAUGACGACGAAGAGGAGUACCGGGGUGGGUACCAACAGCAGUACAGCGGGCACUAUGACGAGGACCAGGGCAUCGACUAUUAGACUGACUGUGUGUCAAAUGGCACCCUAUUCCCCUCUACAGGGUGUCAUUUUAUAUUUUCCUGUUAGACUCUGUGGGCCCCAUUUUGGCAGCUAAAAAAUGUGCGCUUGUUUUGACAACAGCGCUUUUUUUUUGCGUUGUCAAAAAGUCACCCUGUGUAGUAGUAGUCCCAGUUGACAUAAGUGUAACACAAUGUGUCUGGGAAUAUGUGACGUUAUAGUGGCCUUCUACCGGAAUUGGAGUGGAGAAACAUGUCCAAGUACCUUUAUGGAUCAUAUGAACCAUAGGCCUAUAUAUUUAGUUUGAUACAGUUUUGUGGGACCACUUAUGAUGACGUUUUUUAAACUGAUGCAAAUUGUGUUACUCUAGUAUUACUGUAAUAUAAAGAGUGUUGAGAGAGAGUGAUUUUGUUAUCAACAGAGCAAGAAUUUUACUAUCCUUGCUAGCUUUUUUAAAAACAAAUGUUUUUUGUCCUAUACAGUUGAAGUCAGAAGUUUACAUACACUUUGGUUGGAGUCAUUAAAACUUGUUUUUCAACCA